Laetiporus sulphureus 93-53 is the source of this 1143-nucleotide messenger RNA. RefSeq lists its product as uncharacterized. The record is from RefSeq and is a predicted model, not a curated record. Lineage: Eukaryota; Fungi; Basidiomycota; Agaricomycetes; Polyporales; Laetiporaceae. The coding region runs from base 1 to 1143 and encodes 380 amino acids. The transcript has 4 exons.
AUGGACAACAAUAAUUCACUCAAGCAAAUCGCACAGGUCGGCAGCCGUGCAUGCGGUGACAUGCACAACUUUAAAGCGAGCAACUACUUCUUAUUGCGGGACUUCGUCGAUUGCUAUGCCAAUGAGGUGAAGUCGAGGCCUCGCUCGAAGAAGGUUGAUGCUUGCAGUGGACAGCCUGUGCAAGACGAUGAUGAGGCUGAAAGCGACGGUGAUGGCGAUGUGCCCAGCAUGAAGACUUCAAUGAUGGUAGAGGGGGAUCUGACGGACAGUGAUGAUGGCAACGUCACAACAGCUCCAUGUGUGACCAACUGGAAGGCAGCGGCUUCCGAGGAUCACAAGCGUAUGUGGGCCAUAUUCGAUGAGGCAGGCAUUUUUGUAGCUGCCUGCAGGCACGGCCUCGUGCUCUGGGUUGCGGACAUGGUUCAGAGUGGUGAACUCACAAAAUAUCCCCUGGCAAUCUUGGCCAAGGCACUAGAAGUCUUCGGCAUCAGGCUUAUUGUGCCCUAUGAUAUUGGAUUGGCUGCAAAGCAGCGCUCGAUGCAGAAUCACCCGAACGUCAUUAAGGGGAUGGGCCUCGAGGAUGGCGAGACUCUCGAACACCUCUUCAGUGCAUCCAACAGCCUCGCAUCGGUCAUCCGGUACAUGUCACCCUACCGUCGGCAUGUCCUCAUCGAUCUCUUCUUCCAGCAAUGGAACAAUGAGAAGUACAGUAAUCUAAGCCUUAUGUUGUACAACAACUGCAUACAGGCCCUGAAGAUCAUCAACGAGGAUUUGGUCACACUGGCCAACACCAUGCAAACUCUCGGGGUCAGCCAUGACGAUCUCAUCAAAUGGUCUUUAAAACAUUUCGAAACUUUGGGUCAAAAACCCCCGUGGGAUGUGCACACCAUUGCAUAUGUUGAGAAACUUCAAGAAUGGUGUGCCGUGCAUGUGCAAGUGGAAACUGCACAUGCACAGUUCGUCAGUUCCAUCCCAUCUGACUAUACUUUCGUCCUACCCUCCGCUGGCACUGUCGACUAUUACACUGAGGCAUCACACACACAGAAGCUCGAGACAAAGUGGCAUUACAGCGAGGAGCGUGAGCGCAUGCUCCUGCAUGAGGUUGCUACCAUGGAAGUCAAGAUGGGCAUCAUGAGGCGUUGA